This is a messenger RNA of Clavispora lusitaniae ATCC 42720, 1677 nucleotides long. RefSeq names its product dolichyl-P-Glc:Glc1Man(9)GlcNAc(2)-PP-dolichol alpha-1,3-glucosyltransferase (gene ALG8). The record is from RefSeq and is a predicted model, not a curated record. Gene Ontology annotation, cellular component: endoplasmic reticulum membrane. Gene Ontology annotation, molecular function: dolichyl pyrophosphate Glc1Man9GlcNAc2 alpha-1,3-glucosyltransferase activity. NCBI's taxonomy places the organism in Eukaryota, Fungi, Ascomycota, Pichiomycetes, Serinales, Metschnikowiaceae. Gene Ontology annotation, biological process: protein N-linked glycosylation.
AUGCCAGACACAAAGUCUGUCAAUCACUCUGAUGGCGAUGAGAAUACACGCAGGUACUCUCUAUUCAACAUAUGGUGUGCUUCGCUUGCGUUGAAAGCUUUGCUUGCAGUGGGCUACCAUUCCACCGACUUUGAUGUACACCGAAAUUGGCUAGCCAUCACAUACAAUUUACCGGUAGCAAAGUGGUACCUUGAAAAUACAUCGCAAUGGACACUAGACUAUCCACCAUUCUUCGCUUAUUUCGAAUGGUUCUUAUCACACAUGGUGCCAAAUUUCGUCAUGGAGGAUGGAUGCUUGUCUAUCGUGGAAAAGGGCCUCUACAGCCUACCAACCAUUUUGUUCCAGAGACUUUCAGUCAUUGCAAGCGAGGUUGUCUUAUUCGUGUCCUUGCAAUGGUAUCUAGACACAUCCAAAUCCAAAAGAGAAGCCAGUAGAGCGUUCGUUGUUGCGCUGUGUUUGGUUCUCUCGCCUGGUUUGAUGAUUAUUGAUCAUAUUCACUUCCAAUACAAUGGAAUGAUGUAUGGAAUUUUGGUUUUAAUGAUCAAUUCUGCAAGAUUAGAAAGAUACUUAUUGUGUGGAUUCUGGUUCAGUGUUUUACUAUGCUUCAAGCACAUCUACUUGUAUUUGGCCCCAGCCGUUUUCAUAUACUUGUUGCGUGCUUAUUGUCUCAAUAUGUCCUAUGAUACUAAAAAGAGCUUUUUGCACAAUGCUUUCAAAAUGGUGAGAUGGAUGAACUUGAUCAAAUUGGGAUCUAUAGUGGUAUCUGUCUUCACUGUUGCAUUUGGCCCUUUUAUCUACUACAAUGUCAUUCCCAACCUACUUGAAAGACUUUUUCCUUUUAGUAGAGGCUUAACUCAUGCGUAUUGGGCUCCAAAUAUUUGGGCUAUAUAUUCCUUCUUGGAUCGCAUCCUCAUUCAGGUCUACCUCCGAAUUCCCCUUUUGAGAGUCCCCCUACACAAAAUCCUCAUGUUUGAUGAAAGUAAUUUAACCAAUACAAAGAUGUUAAGUUCGUCUACCAGAGGUAUCGUGGGAGACAUUGAGUUCUUGAUUUUGCCUACCAUCACGCCCAAAUUAACUUUCUAUCUUACACUCUUUUACCAAACUAUGGCCCUCAUUCCUUUGUUUCUUCAACCAAACUUUCAAAGAUUCAUUGGGGCCUUGACUCUUUGUGGUUAUGCAUCGUUUUUAUUUGGCUGGCAUGUUCAUGAGAAGGCCAUUUUGAUUGUGAUUUUCCCCAUCACGUUCCUUGUCACGCGUGACAAAAGACUUUUGAACCCAUUCAACCUUUUGGUCAGUUGUGGAUAUGUCUCUUUGUUCCCGCUAAUCUAUACAUGCGAGGAAUGGCUCAUCAAAGUCACGUUUACCCUAUUCUGGUAUAUCAUAUACUAUUUCCAGUUUCGUAAAGUGGUUAGAGUCCCCAAUAACGUGCACAAGGAAGCAAGUUUCUUUCUGGUCGAAAGGGUUACUAACCUUUACAUUUUAGGACUUAUUCCAAUUAUUACUCUGGUGACUUUGAUUGACUUAUUUCAACACAAAUUUGAGAUAUUACAAAAGUUGGAGUUUUUGAAACUUAUGUUAGUGAGUGUUUACUGUGGGAUAGGAAUCAUUUGCUCAUGGAAUGGGUUCAAUUGGCUUUACUUUGUCGAUGAGAGUAUCUGGGACGACAUUGAUUCUUGA